UGUGUGUGUGUGAGAGAGAGAGAGACAGAGAGGUUUGACACGGGACAGUGUGAUAGAGAGAAUCAUGUACGAGAUGGAGAAGGAGUCUCUCCGCAGGUACACUCAGGACAUCGUGCAGUUUUUACGGCCCUCUUACAUCCAGGGAUUCCUGACAACCUACCUGGAUAAAGAGUCAGUGGAGAAGAUUUUAUCAAAGGAGAAGACGUCACGGACGGAGGCGGCUCAGAUGCUGCUGGACAGGAUGCAGGACCUGGAGGAGGUCGGCUGGUUUCAGGGCUUCCUGGACUUUCUGCAGACUUCAGAGUACACAGGUCUCCACUUGGCCAUCAGUAAGUGGGACUUCACAGAGCUGCAGGAUCUGAGUCCUCACAGGAAGAUGCUGGAUCUGGUUGAGGGCUCCAUCAUUAAAAACAUGAAGCCUGGAGAGCUGCUUCCACACAUGAGUGACUGUCUCAGACAUCGUGAGUGUGAGGAGAUCAAAGCGUUGGAGGAGCAGAAGGGGUGUAGUGCAGCAAAUGGCCGGUUAGUGGACUGUCUGAGAGACUGCGAUAAAUCAAACUGGUUUAAAGUCUUCAAACUGGCACUGGAGAACUGCCAGCAGUACUCGGCUCUACAGGUUCUAGAGCCUGAUGAAAAUGGGAAUUGUGUUCAGGACUGUGAGGAGAACGAUGUUGUCAUGACAACGUUGUGUUUAGAGUACCGAGAGGACAGUGAGGGGGACGACCUGAUGAGCAGCAGUGAGACGAGUCUGUCUGAGCCGUGUCUAGGGGGAGUGGAGGGGGGCGUGGCCAGUGUGUGUGAGAGACACACAGAGAAGAAGUUGAGAGAGUAUCAGAAAGAGCUCGCGAUGGUCGCGUACAGCGGAGUCAACACCAUCAUCUGCGCUCCUACAGGUUGUGGUAAAACCAUCGUUGCCGUGGCGAUCUGUGAGCAUCACCUGAAGAAGUACCCUGAGACGGCCAAAGUGGUUUUCAUGGCAACCAAAGUUGAGGUUUAUGAGCAACAGUACAAACUGUUCAAGGAGCACUUUAGCAAGGAGCCAGACAUCAGGGUGACAGGCGUGUGUGGGGACAUGGAGGACGUGUCUCUGCCCACCCUGGUGUCCAACACCGACGUGUUGGUGAUAACUCCUCAGAUCCUGGUGAACGCUCUGCAGCACGGUGAAGUGACGUCGCUCGAGACCUUCACACUGCUGCUGCUGGACGAGUGUCACAACACCACCGGAAAACACCCGUACAACAACAUCAUGGGCCAGUACAUCACCACCAAAAACAACACACACACACACAGACUGCCUCAGGUGGUCGGUUUCACGGCGUCAGUUGGUAUCGGGAGUUUUAAGAACGUUCGUGAGGCUGAGAACAACAUCUGCCAGCUGUGUGCGAACCUGGACGCCCGGGUCAUCACCACGGUUACCGAGAAAAUCGAUGAACUCAGGUCGUUCGUACACACACCUGAGAAAGACUUUUUUGCAGUUGUACCGCGCACCUCAGAUCCCUUCAUUCUCAUCAUCAAAGACAUCAUGAACCGCAUCGAACAGCUGGCUUCAAGAGCCUACCCUAUUGGCACUGUCUCCCAGGUACAGAGAGGUGAUUAUGGUAGUCAGAUGUAUGAGCAGUGGAUUGUGGAUGUACAGAAACGCUGCAGGCUGCUACAGUUCACCGACUACGAGGAGGAGCGCAGAGUCUGCCGAGCACUGUAUACCUACACGGAACAUCUCAGGAAAUAUAACGAUGCUCUGAUCAUUAACGAGGACGCUCGCACUAAAGACGCGCUGAACUUCAUGGACGCGUUCAUCAAGGACAUCAGUAACGCCGCCCCGGACCAAACCGAGGAGCAGCUCAUCGCCUUAUACCACGAUCAGCAUGAGCAGCUGCGGCGUUUGGCUGCUAAAGGAGAAGAAAACCCCAAACUGCAGGAGCUCAAGUUCAUCCUGGAUGAAGAAUACUGCAACAAUGAGCAGACCCGCACUGUGCUGUUCGUCAGGACCCGCGCCCUCGCUGAUGCUCUAAAAAAGUGGAUAGAGGAGACAGAUUCAUUGAAAUUUCUGAAGCCUGGAGUCCUGAUUGGAAAAGGAAGAAAAUCACAACGGCCUGGGUCAGGUAUGACUCUGACUGGACAGAGGGGUGUGCUUGACUCCUUUAAGAGCUCUAAUCAGAGUAAGAUUCUCAUCGCCACCUCCGUCGCUGACGAGGGCAUCGAUAUUCCACAAUGCAACCUGGUGCUCAUGUAUGAAUACGUUGGCAACGUUGUCAAGAUGGUGCAGGUUCGAGGACGAGGCAGAGCUCAGGGCAGCAAGUGUAUCCUGAUCUCCAGCAGGCAGGAGCAGAUUGAUAAAGAGAAACUUAACAUGGAGAGAGAGAAGCUGGUGGAGGCGGCGAUUAAAAACCUGCAGAGCUUACCUGAGUGUCUGUGUGCCAAGGUGGAUCGGUUCCAGAAGGAGGACAUUUUCCGCAGAGCCCAUGCGAACUCUUGUGCAGAGAAACCUCGGACUGAGGGGAGUUACAACCUCCUGUGUGGAAAAUGCAAGGAGUUUGCCUGUUUAAGUGACGACAUACGGGUGCUACAGGAAUCUCACCACAUCGUGCUGGAUCGCUCCAUAUUUAAUCGCUGUGCCACUGAACCUCACGAUAAAAUCAAGAAAUUUGGCAACUUUACCAAGAAGGAGAAGAUGUACUGUUCUAAGUGUAAACAUGACUGGGGCAUCAUUGCCUCUUACAUGAAUAUACAGGAUUUGCCGGUGUUAAAGAUCUGCAGUUUUACUGUUCAGGACCGAGUCACUAAGAAACAGAACUGUUUUAGGAAAUGGCGUGAUGUCACCUUCCAUAUACCGGUGUUUGACAUAACAGAGAUGACGGUGGAGACAUGGGAGCCGAGAACAUAGAGACAAAAGGGAGAUUAUAAACAAGCCAGUUUCUCACACACCUAUACAUACACUUGUGUUGUUAUCAUCAGGUGUACGACAUGUUUACUAAGACAGGUAGCAUUUACUAGAGUUGUAUUGAUGGUGGGUGGGGCCAGUUUACUAGGCAUAUUAACAUAGACAAUGUGCUUGGGGUUUAUUUUAAUAUAUUUGUGGUUUUGAUGUUAAAAAAUAGUAACGUGUAACUCGUCUCUCCUGUCCUAUCCUCCUCUACGUCCUCUUUCUAGGGCUCUCUCUUUCAUUUUCUCUUUUUUAAACACUUUCUAGAUCAUAUUUAGACAAACACCUAUACAUCAUCUUCCACUCUGUGUUCUUCGGGAUUUCAUCAGGAUGUUUUAAAAUUGUUUAUGUUGUUUGUAGUAACACAUGUACACAACAUCAAUACAACAUCAGCUGUUUGGCCAAACAUAUACUGUAAUAAAUGUUUGCUGUUAAUAAACAAAACUUGCUGACA
This is a messenger RNA of Clarias gariepinus (North African catfish), 3377 nucleotides long. RefSeq names its product RNA sensor RIG-I (gene rigi). Gene Ontology annotation, molecular function: single-stranded RNA binding; ATP binding; zinc ion binding. Lineage: Eukaryota; Metazoa; Chordata; Actinopteri; Siluriformes; Clariidae. The transcript is spliced from 19 exons. The record is from RefSeq and is a predicted model, not a curated record. Gene Ontology annotation, cellular component: cytoplasm. Bases 65 to 2884 code for a protein of 939 amino acids.